AUGCUGGCGGCUAUCAAGGCGCUUGAGCAGUACGCCGUGUCGGGUUCCUUUGCCGCGUCUAAUCUCUGGCAGACCUCACCGGUCGAUUGUCCACCAGGCUCGGCGCCCUUUCUCAAUGCAGCAGUGUGCUUUGAUGCGCGACCGGAUCUAACUCCUGAAGCUUUGCUGGAUGAGUUGAAAGCGUUGGAGAAAGCUUACGGUCGGGGGCGGAAAAUUAUCCGCAAUGCACCGCGUGAGCUGGAUCUGGAUCUGCUGGUUUUUGAUGACGAACAAAGGCAGACGGAAAAUUUUGUGUUGCCCCACCCGCGCGCAGUAGAUCGGCUUUUUGUACUGGCCCCAGUUGCUGAGAUUGCACCUGCGCUGAUCUGGCCCGGCAUGCAGCGUAGUGUCGCUGAACUUCUCAGAUCGCUGAAUACGGAGGAAGAAGCUGAUGCAAACUUCUUUGUACGGAUAUUUCGAUGGGACUACUACAAUCGUGAUCAGCAGCAGCCUAAAGCUGCGAUGUGGUUGGUUGAUACCCGGUUUCACAAGCGAUUUGAUGAGUUGAUGAUCAGUGUUGAGCAGCCGCAGGAGCGACAGUUGAAACUGCGCAAUCUGGGUCGCCUUUUGACACACAUUCAGAAUGUCAGUGCGCCUGCCCAUGCCGUGCCCGUCUACUCAGGGCGCUGGUGGCGUCUGUCGUUCAGCGAUCGUUUCAAUCGUUAUCCCGUCGAUGUGGAUGCGCUUGAGCAAACCAUUGCAGGUGAUUGCGCCCUGUUCGACGCCCCCAAUGAGACCUUUCAGCAGAUUCUGAUCGAUACGGCAGACAAUACCCUGGCAGCGGUGACUGAUGAGAUAGACGGUUUGCCGGCGACCUGGCAGGCAUUCUGGACGCUUGCAGAUAAACCUGGCGAUUUUGGUGACUAUGGUCCGGCGGGCAACAGCUUUGGCGAUCGUACGCAAUUUCGUUGUGGGGACGAUCAGCGGUGCCUGCUGCUGCAGGACGAUCCGCUCUACAGUGACUUUGCGCUACAGCGUCAUCGCGCAGCGGUGAUGGCUACAAUGCGAGCGAUGUUGCGGCUGCAGAUGGAGCACAAUUCUGUGCGCGUCAGCAAUCUUGAACAGUUCAUUGACGGCAUCAUGGCGCAAGCAAUUGUGCAGGGUGAUACCGUCGGAGCAACCGUGGCGCUGGUCCAGGAUGGCCGUCUGCUGGUGUCGCGUGGCUACGGUUAUGCCGACUAUACGCGCAGCGAGCCGGUGCAGAGCAGGGUGACGCAGUUUCAGAUUGGCAGUAUCAGCAAGGUCUGGGUCUGGAUAGCGGUGCUGCAACUGGUCGAGGCAGGCAGCCUUGAUCUCGACCAUGAUAUUAACAGCUACCUGGAAGCCUUUCAGAUACCGGACACCAUGGGUGAUCCGAUAACCCUACGACACCUGAUGACUCAUUCAGCAGGUUUUGAAGAUCAGUUGUUUGGAUUAUUUGUUUCCGGACCCCGUCAGGUUGGCAAUCUGGUGGAUACCCUCGCGGCUACGAUCCCCGAGCGCGUGGCAUUACCUGGCAGCCGGGUGGCUUAUUCGAACUACGGAGCUGCGCUGGCGGCGCAUAUUGUUGAGCAGGCUUCCGGUAUGGGUUUUUCUGACUAUGUGCAGCAGCACAUCAUGCAGCCGUUGGCUAUGUCUACCGCCGGUAUUGCGCAGCCUGUGCCAGAUGAAUUGAUGCAAACCCGCUCCAAAGGUUACGUUAUCAACGAUGGCGAGCCGCAGGAACGAGGCGCCUUGUAUAUACCGUUAGGUCCUGCGGGCGCAGGUGCGGCCACAAGUCUGGAUAUGGCGAAAUUCAUGGUGGAACUGCUCAACCCGCGAGACACGCGGGUACUCAGCAGUGCCUCAAAAGCACAGCUCAUCAAUGGCGCUUACCUUCACCAUCCGCGGGUCAAUGGAUUAACCCUGGGGAUGUUCCAGGCUUCCAGAGGCGAUGCCGCCGCCGUGGGACAUGAUGGCAGCACGCUCAUUUUUAACGCCCAGAUGGUGCUCUGGCCAGAUGCUGAUAUGGGACUGUUUGUGGCUACAAAUACCCUGGGCAGUGACGCUGUCGGGCGUCGCCUGGUGGCUACGGUGUCGAACCAUCUGGGGUUUGAUGAUCGUUCUGAUAGCCUCCUGCCGGUUGAGUCUGCGGCUGGUUUGCCUGGUACUUAUAUUGGUUCCCGGCGUAAUUUCAGCAGUGCAAGUAAAUUGUUAGGGCUUCUUGAUACGGUCACCGUGACGCAUGAUUCCGAACAGGGUGUUUUGUUGAUUGCGCGUGCGCAGGGAUCGAAGCGCUACAGAGGAUUAUCCGACAAUGUAUUCCAGCAGGUUGCAGGCCCGACUCGAGCUGUAUUUAAGACGGGCAGCGGAAUGGGCCAGGAGCUUUAUUUUUCUGAUGUGCCGCCGGUUGCUUAUAUUCGGGCUGAGGCGAUGGAGAUGCCGCUUAACAACGCCUUGUUUAUCCUGUUAUGGCUCACUGUGGCGAUGAGUGUACUGAUCAUAUGGCCGGUUUCAGCGUUUACUCACAAGGGUCAUGGCAAUGUCCAGGGCCAGAAAUUUACAACGGUCAUAACCUAUCUCGCGGUCGCUGUUGCGGUUUUAUUUUUUGUUCAGGUUGCUGCCCUGGUGACCACCCCGCCGGGCUGA
Symbiodinium pilosum is the source of this 2646-nucleotide messenger RNA. The record is from the annotation of a GenBank genome assembly. NCBI's taxonomy places the organism in Eukaryota, Dinophyceae, Suessiales, Symbiodiniaceae.